This is a messenger RNA of Penicillium soppii, 540 nucleotides long. RefSeq names its product DUF5572 domain-containing protein. The transcript is spliced from 2 exons. The record is from RefSeq and is a predicted model, not a curated record. NCBI's taxonomy places the organism in Eukaryota, Fungi, Ascomycota, Eurotiomycetes, Eurotiales, Aspergillaceae. The coding region runs from base 1 to 540 and encodes 179 amino acids.
AUGGCAACAAUGACCUCAAACACUCAAGUCUUUGAAAGACUACAGGCAUACCCUUUCAUUUCAGAUACAGAAUUUGCAAAUGGACUUUCAAUUAUACUGGGUCACCCCGAAACCCCCGCCACCCAAGCGGAGAUGAACCGGGAUGAUGACCUUGUCCUGCAAGCAAAAUGUUUCUUUUUCUCACGGAAAGAGCAGCUUGCUCCCCCCAUUGAUUUUGCGGCUUUCAAGUCUUGGUUAGCAUCGGGUACAGAGGAGCACCCAGGAUCAGAGAUUACCGACCCUGUAUCAACACCAACCGAGUCAUCAGAGAAGAGUGCUCCUGGAGGCGAAAAUCCUGCAAACGUCGAGCCUGCUUACCCGUCCUCUUUUGCGCAUAUCGUGGAUCUCAUCACCACAGGAAAACCGAUCCCUGGUAUUCAGGACAUACCUGACACCGUAUUGACCGGCCAUGAUAUCUCUAGUGAGAAGCCACGACGACGCAAACCUUGGGAGAAAAAUGAGGCAGUUACUUCUGAUGAGACUGCAGGUGUUGCUCCAUAA